AUGAUCAACCUGCGACAAUGCCUCGUUGCAAUAGCGAGCGCUGGUACCGCGCUAGCUGCAUCCUCCUAUGCGACCCUUGAAGUUCGAAACGCUGGAGUGCCUGCUGGUCAAUUGAAGAACGUCAGUGGAAUUGAGAUCUACCAUUCGUACCCACCCAACAACAACACUUCAGAAAAAGCCAUCAUCCACCUGACCGACAUCUUCGGUUUGCCGCUGUUGCAAAACAAGCUACUCGCCGACUCCAUCGCCAGCAACGGCUACCUAGUCCUUGUCCCUGACCUCUUCGCUGGUGAUCCCGUAGGCGUGGAAGAGCAAGAGGCCGGACUUAACCUCACCGAAUGGCGCGCCCUACACCCCCAAUCCGCAGUCGAGGCUGUCAUCAACAGCACGAUCCAAUAUGCACGCAAAGAACUCGGCAUCGCAAAGAUCGGCGGCGUAGGGUACUGUUUUGGCGGCAAGUAUGUAGGACGGUGGCUCAAGGGGGACGACACGGGCCUAGACGUAGGCUUCGUCGCGCAUCCAAGCAACCUCCUCGAGACGGAGAUCCAAGCCAUUGCCGGACCGCUGAGCAUCGCCGCUGGUACACUCGACGCUAGUUUCAACGCCACGGCCAAGGGGAGGGCAGAAAGCAUUCUCAACGCGAACAACAUCACGUUCCAGACCAACUUGUACGCGCAGGCACCCCAUGGGUUUGCCGUCAGGCCCAAUCUCACGCUGCCGCUGCAGGCGUACGCGAAACAAGCGAGUUUCGUGCAGGCGGUCACGUGGUUCGAUGCGUGGUUGUGA
Ascochyta rabiei is the source of this 786-nucleotide messenger RNA. RefSeq lists its product as uncharacterized. The transcript is spliced from 4 exons. The record is from RefSeq and is a predicted model, not a curated record. NCBI's taxonomy places the organism in Eukaryota, Fungi, Ascomycota, Dothideomycetes, Pleosporales, Didymellaceae. Bases 1 to 786 code for a protein of 261 amino acids. Gene Ontology annotation, molecular function: hydrolase activity.